Messenger RNA from Jaminaea rosea, 1166 nucleotides. RefSeq lists its product as hypothetical. The transcript has a single exon. The record is from RefSeq and is a predicted model, not a curated record. NCBI's taxonomy places the organism in Eukaryota, Fungi, Basidiomycota, Exobasidiomycetes, Microstromatales. The coding region runs from base 195 to 1103 and encodes 302 amino acids.
UCACGUCCUACCUUCCCCACAUUUCCGUCGAUACCAGCAAGGCGAGCGCUUUUCAAGCCAGUGAAACCCUCUUUCAUCAUCAGAAUCUUGGAACAGCGACGACAUCAGGCGCUUUUUCCCAUCAAAGCAUCCCGGUCGAACAACAUCCACUUAGCCUCGCAUCUCGACCUCGACCUUGACGUCAGGCAAUAGCAAUGCCACCGACUCGACGCCCAAGAGUAGACGUCGUCAUCCGUGUGCCUAAGCGCCUUCCAUACCUACCCCCGACAGCGGGUACAGGCAAGGGCAAGCAAGCGGAACAGCAACAGGCAUCAGCAUCAUCAUCGUCUGACCCUCUCAUUGGCAAGCCGCUCGACGGAGGAAACAAUGUAUCCUCGUCUUCUUCCGCUUCAGCCUCGGGCUCGAGAGCACUGCUAGACGGAACAACAGCUCCGCAGGUCACCAUAUCAGCCCCGACUGACCCCUCUUCUUCUUCAUCUCAUCUCCCGCAACCUCAAGCAACUCCAGCGGAAACAUCCUGCGCCGAAUGGUCCUCUCUCCUGACCUGGGCGCGCGCGGCAAGAGGGCCACAAUGGAGUGAUGCCUUGGGAAUGUGGAUGGUAGAUAAGGGUGGGGUCGAGUAUGGGAGCUUCUGUGGAGAUCCGGCGCAGGGGGUUCAUGGUCCAUCGGCUGAGGUUGAAGUGCAUGGGGACACUGAUGGCGUGGAUGGUGGUGAGAAGGGCGCACCAGCCGCUGCGGAUGGGGAUGAUGUCAUGCGGCAGGAUGGCCACGAGAGCAUUGGCGACGGUGACGCAGGCGGCUCACGUACUCUGCAAGCGCAGCAGCAACAACAAGAACAGCAAAACCCUCAACCAUCAUCAGCAUACAUGGACCCACCAGCGGGCGGCGGCGGCGGCGGCGGCGGCGGAGCUAGCUUCGAUCCAGCUCAAAGACCAGGGAGCGGUGGAGGUGGUCUCCCGCCACCACACUUUACGCCAGGAGGGGGAGGAUUCAAUCCGGCCGUUGCCGCAGGAGCAGGAGGUAAUGGUGGUGCAGGUCAAGCAGCGAGACACGCGGGACUACCAAUGGGAGGGGCAGGAGGUAGCGGGGGACGAGGCUGGUAGAUUUCUCUCAAUAGCAUAGCAUAGCAUACACGCAUGUCGAUAAUUACCCUGAACGCUCGGCGC